Molecule: messenger RNA, 245 nt
Organism: Racocetra persica
Lineage: Eukaryota; Fungi; Glomeromycota; Glomeromycetes; Diversisporales; Gigasporaceae
Source: the annotation of a GenBank genome assembly
CGACUUGCACAAAUUGCGCAAAACGUGGACUUCGCUGUGCUUUUGUUAUACCAAUUAAAAAGAGGGGGCCAAAACCAAGAUCACGUUUAUUACGUAAAGACCAUCAACCUUUUCUUUCUGGUCCAAAGCCAAAAUCGCAAUUAUUGCAUGAAGAUCACCAAUUUUUCUAUGAGUUAAAUUCAAAAACACAGUUAUUACAUAACCAUCAGUUUUUUCUUUCUGCUCCAAUAUUUUCCCCACAAUAG